Molecule: messenger RNA, 681 nt
Organism: Penicillium vulpinum
Lineage: Eukaryota; Fungi; Ascomycota; Eurotiomycetes; Eurotiales; Aspergillaceae
Exons: 2
Coding region: 1-681 (226 amino acids)
Molecular function (GO): RNA-DNA hybrid ribonuclease activity; nucleic acid binding
Source: RefSeq, a predicted model, not a curated record
AUGGCCUGGCGUCCAGAGCGCCCUGUGACACUUCCUAGUCACGAUAGGCGCCCUAUCGAUUCAUUUCCCCCAAGGGUUGGUACGGGACGCAUCUUCCCCACGAAGUUCAAUCCCCCAAAUGCAAGUGAUACACCGAGAUCGCUUUUCCCACUCAGCAGAAUUGAUCGUGCCAUUCCACCUUUAAUACGGUUCAUUCGUCGCAACGCUGGAAACAACCAAUUCCUGGUCUUCACGGACGGCGCAUGCUUGGACAACGGCGGUGCAAACCCAAGAGCCGGUUGUUGCUUGGUUUUCAGAAAUUCUACGUCAAACCCCCCAGUCUGUGGCUAUGCCAGCUUUCCUCUCGAAAAACAAGGCCCCACUGGCGUUGAGCACCCGCAAACAAGCAAUCGGGCUGAGUUGCGUGCUGUCAUUGCGGCUACACGAUUUCGACACUGGACCGGCGAAGGCUGUCGCUGUCUAGUCAUCGCUACUGAUUCUGAAUAUGUAGUAGAAGUCAAGAAUAAGGAUCUUUGGCAGUGUUUACUCGGAGAGGUGGAACGGUGGGAUGAGAGGGGAAUGCGGAUUCAAUUCUGGAGGAUUCCAAGAGAGUGGAACACUGAGGCAGACCAGCACGCUAAAGUAGCUGCUAGUGAGGGUGCACCCCAGAGAUUCGCAGACGUCAUCGGUUUCCAUGCUUGA